AGGAUAUGAUGGGGCUUCAAAUAUGAGAGGUGAGUUUAAUGGUUUACAAAGAAAGAUUCUAGAUGAAAACCCUUAUGCUUUCUAUGUCCAUUGUUAUGCUCACCGUUUGCAAUUGGUGGUUGUGUCUGUUGCUAGUAGUUGCUCAUCUAUUCAUGAUUUCUUUGAGUACAUCUCCUUGAUUGUAACCACAACAAGUGCAUCUUGCAAGAGAAAGGAUGCUUUGAAGGAGGCACAACACCAAGAUAUUUUGAAUAAACUUGAGAGUGGUGAGAUCUCUCAAGGAAAGGGCUUGCACAAAUCAUCUAGUCUCGCUAGACCCGGAGAUACUAGAUGGGGUUCAUAUUAUACUACCUUGAGUCGUUUGUAUCAGAUGUGGUCCUCCGUGUUAGAUGUGCUUAGUAUUGUUGAUGAAGAUGGAAGUGGACCAUCUCAAGCGGCGGGUUUGAUAGAAAAAAUGGAGAGCUUUAAAUUUGCUUUCAUUUUGAAGCUUAUGUUAAAGUUGUUUGGUAUCACUAAUGAACUUUCAAAAAUCUUGCAAACAAAAGAUCUUAAUAUUGUGCUUGCUAUGGAAUUAGUUGAUGAUGUUAAAGCUCGAUUGGCUAUAUUGAGAGAGAGUGGUUGGAAUGAUUUAUUUAGUGAUGUCCAAGAAUUUUGUUUUACUCAAAGUAUUCCAGUGCCAAAUAUGGAUGAAGAAAUACCGGUUCGGGGACGUUCAAGAAAAGAAGGGAGGACUGUCACUAAUCUUCACCAUUACUGUGCAGAGAUUUUUUAUGUUGCUAUUGACAAAAUAUGUGUGGAGAUGGAUCACCGGUUUUGUGAAGGAAGUAACGUUAUGUUGGAUUGUUUCUCAUGUCUUGACCCUAAGAACUCUUUUUCCAAGUUUGAUGUUGAUAAGCUUGCUCGUCUUGCUAAUAUUUAUCAUACAGACUUUUCUGAUGAUGACCGUGGAACAAUAAGGGAGCAACUUGAGACUUAUGUACAUCAAGUAAAAAGGCAUGCUUCUUUUACUUCUUGUGAAGAUGUUCAAAGUUUGGCUAUGAAGAUGGUUCAAACUGAGAAAUAUUUGGUAUUUCCAUUGGUUUACAAGCUCAUUGAGUUGGCUUUGAUAUUGCCGGUGUCGACAACAUCCGUUGAAAGAGCUUUUUCAGCAAUGAAGAUUAUCAAGUCUAAUUUGCGCAACAAGAUCAACAACGUAUGGUUCAAUGACUUGAUGAUAUGUUACACCGAGCGAGAGAUAUUCAAGUCACUUAAAGAUGUUGAUAUUAUUCGAACAUUCACCGCAAAGAAGUCUCGGAGAGGG
Messenger RNA from Vicia villosa (hairy vetch), 1300 nucleotides. RefSeq lists its product as uncharacterized. NCBI's taxonomy places the organism in Eukaryota, Viridiplantae, Streptophyta, Magnoliopsida, Fabales, Fabaceae. The transcript has a single exon. The annotation marks the transcript as partial. The record is from RefSeq and is a predicted model, not a curated record. Gene Ontology annotation, molecular function: protein dimerization activity.